UCUGCCCCUCGCUUGUUUUCCCCAUAAAUUUAUCGGGUACCCUGAAACAUAACCUCCACUGUCUGACAAAACCGUAAGAUAAGGGCGGAUUGAGGGGAUACUCCCCCUUCCCAAAUGAUAUGUUCACCGUAAGAAAGGAGAAAAGCCUCUGGUUCCUGAGACUGUGGGUAUUACUGCCGUUGUCUCAGGAGCUGUUUAAACAGUGGGAAGGAGAGGGAGCUAGAGACUCUUCUCCAGCUGCCAUCCUACUCCUGCUCCUCCCCCUCCUCCUCCUCCUUCUCCUCCUCCUCCUCCACCAGAACACUUCUCUUUCUCAUCACAUCCAGAGCAUUUUGGAGAUGUGAGGAAUAGGAAGAGAUUGGUGAUAUUGAGCAGCCUGUGCACUGACACGACCCUUGACCUCAUCUUCAGCAUGAAUGGUGAUAUGCCUCAUGUCCCCAUCACUACUCUUGCUGGAAUUGCUAGCCUGACAGACUUGUUGAACCAGCUGCCCUUGCCUUCCCCUCUCCCUGCCACCACUGCUAAGAGUCUGCUCUACAAUGGAAGGAUCUCUGAAGAGGUCAGCAGCCUGCUGGUGUGCCGGGACGAGAAUCUGGUGACUCAGGUGGCACAUAGCCUUAACCAGGUCUCUACUCAACACAUAGAGUUGAAAGACAACCUGGGGAAUGAUGAACCCGAGGGUGACAUGCCAGUGCUUCUACAAGCUUUGCUGUCCAGGAACCCCAAAAUCUUCAGGGACAAAAGUAUGCCAACCCAUUACAAGGUUUGGGGUGGUGUAAUGACACAGCCAUUGAUCCAACAGUAUAAGAUAUCUCAGAAUCAGGUUCAUGGGAGUCCAGCAUCAAACUAUCAGCAAUCCAGUGUUCCUCAAAGCCCCUCUGGAUGCUUUACGUCCUCACAGCCUGGGGCAGCUACUCGGUUAGUACCCCAGCAGAACAGCCCUAUACCAAGUCCCUAUACCCCUCAGAGUCCUGCAGAGUACAUGCAAUACAAUCCACCCAGUUAUUCCCAACACCAACGGACUCAGCCAGUUGCUGGUGAUGUAAGAAAUAUCCAUGAUAACAAGGUUUCUGGACAAAUAAGUAGUUCAUCUAAUCACAAUACGAGAGUAGGCUUGGAUGAAGAAUACAUAAACAUGGCCCACAGACUAGAAAAUGAGGAGAAUGACCCCUCCAUGAGGGCAGGAGCAUUUCCAGUUAAGUCACCACAGUCUGUGCGUUCCCCUGUUGGGAAUGAAGAGGCUGCAAAAACAGGCUCCAGACCUCCUCUUAUCAUGCAGUCACCUCCACCGGCUGUCCCACUAGGUUCAUCACCCGACCUGCUCUUCACCUCUGCUGACCGCAAAAAAAAGCAGAAAGAAAGGAGUAAAGAGGGAGAUGAGGAGAUGGACAGAAAUAUCAUGCAGUCACCUCCACCGGAUGUCCCACUAGGUUCAUCACCCGACCUGCUCUUCACCUCUGCUGACCGCAAAAAAAAGCAGAAAGAAAGGACUAAAGAGGGAGAUGAGGAGAUGGACAGAAAUGCUUUGUUUGACAUUAUUAGUUGUCCAUCAAAAGACACUGCCAGGCUGACCUUAAAACUGUCCAGAGUGAAGUUUCCAGACAUAGAUCAAUCUGAACAACUUCCUCCUAAGACGCAUGUGGACUCAGACCAUAAAACUCUUUUGAUGAAUAACAAUAAUCAGCUGUCAAGGACUGCCCAGGACCUGUUAUACAACCUAGGUGCUGAGGAGCAGGCCAGCUGUCAUCAGGUUCCCAUGCAGCCAAAUACCAUGGAGACUGGAGUUGUAAGUGGGGUUGUGUGUGAUGAUGCUGAGGUAGAUGCACUUACAGAGUUUGAGAGAACAGAGCGCGAGUCAGCUAAUGAGAAAGAACGAUGGUCUAAAGAAGUCCAGGAUAAAGACAAACCACUGAAGAAAAGGAAGCAAGAUUCGUAUCCUCAGGAAUCUGGAGCUGAGGCAAGUGAUGGGUCUACUUUUCAAGGAGACAACACUGGCAGCAAGUUGACACCCAAGAACAUGCUUUCUGCAAGUAACGGUUCCAGUCGACCCACUUUAAUGGUCAGUAUUGAUCUGCAGCAAGCUGGAAGAAUGAUAGGACAGCCUGUAGUGGUCCUGGAAGCACAGCAAUUGUGUGAGGACCACCUAAAGCACCUGAAAUCAAAGACUGAUGAAAAGGUAGAUAAAACAGUUGAAAACAGACCUGGAAUCAUCAAGCAGCAUUCUGACAAAUCCAGAAAGCCUGGCUUAGAUGGACAACCAGAAACUCCUAAACUGAAGCAGGAAAGUCAGCGGGAAUCCAAACACAGACAUGAUGUCAAAACUGGCAGUGGCAAGGGACAUUUAGAUGACAGACAGCCAAACAUGCCAUGGCAGAAGCAUGACAAGCAUUCAGUCUCACACCACAAAGAGGAAAAGAAUCUCAACGGUCACCGAUCCCACGUCAGCCAAUCUGAGACUCGAAAAACCGUGAGCAAGGCAGAGCAUAACUGCAGACAUGGACAAGACAAAGCCAGAGAAAGAGACAGGGAUAAGGACAUAGAUAAAGAAAAAAAAAGGAAUGGAGACAGGGACAAGGAAAGAAAUAGAGACAGAGACCGGGAAAAGAAACUCAAGACAUUGUCAAGGGAAAACUGCAACAGACAGUUUCCUGAUAAGUGUGCUAAAUCUGAUAGCCCUAGAGUGAAGCAAGAUGGAAACAGAAAAUCCACUGACCUCAGUGGUCGUCAGAGGACAGACAGUACCACUUUUCAAAACCCCCAAAAUAAGAAAGAGAAGAAAAGCGGGGAUGGCAGCAUUAGUUGCCAAGCUGGAAGCAAAUUGCACUCUUCUGAGAUAAAACCUAGCAAGUUGCCCUCGUACCUGCUGGGUGGCAAGUCAGGGAGUCUGAAGAACUUUGUGAUUCCUAAACUGAAGCAAGAUGGAAGAGAGAAAGACCUCCAGCUGCUCAGCAAAUUCAAAGACAGCUGCAGCCAACCCCUGGUCAGACUGGAGCGAGUGUCAUUGGUAGACAGUUUAAACAAAAAAGCUAAGCCCAUUGUUGUGCUUCGAAAACUCAGUAUUGAUGAGGUAAAAGGGAUCAUUAGGGAAAGCAGGAAAGCACACAGCUCCAGAUCCAGGCACCUGUCCUUCUUUGACAAACCAGGGAGAGAGAUGUCAAACAAGCGAAAGCACAAUAUGAUCAGUAAGAGAUCUAAGUACACUGAGGUGAGCUCAGAUGAAGACAGUGAUGAUGAGCGCUCUGAAGCUGCAAGGAAAAGGUACAAGAAAGACCAUGACAAAACAUGGAAGACUGAAGAGAGGAGAAGUUCUGGAGAUCACCAUCGAAGUGGAGGUUUUCAUAGUGCGCGCCUGGGUUGUGGUAAUCGUCAUCGUGAAUGGAUCCAAGAUGAUUCAGAUGAGGACUCUCCACCACCAAGCCUAAGCGAUGUUACCAGAAAAUGGAAGAAAAAGGAGAAACAGAAAAACAGGAAGGCCUACAACUCAAAGCUGGCACCAGAGGAAAUGAUGGACUCCUCCACAUUUAAGAGAUUCUCAGCCGGUGUGGAUAACAUUCUUGAGAGCCUUGAGGACGUGGACCUCACUGUGACAGAGGAUGAUGAGAUUCCUCAAGAGUUCUUGCUUGGAAAGCACCAGUUGAGCGAGCUAGGCAGCGAUUCUGCUAAGAUUAAAGCUAUGGGCAUCUUUAACAAGUUUUCAUCUGGUAAACUGGUGAAAAUUUUGAAUAUCCUUGAGAAGAACAUUCAGGACAGCGUCAAACUAUCCACGUUAAUAAAUCAUGAUAAUGAUUCCAUGGAUGAGGAGCGGUUGUGGCGUGACCUUAUCAUGGAGCGGGUGACCAAAUCUGCUGAUGCCUGUCUGAUUGCACUCAACAUAAUGACAUCUCCACACAUGCCUAAGGCUGUUUAUAUAGAGGAUGUGAUUGAAAGGGUAUUGCAGUACACCAAGUUCCAUCUGCAAAACUCCUUGUACCCUCAGUAUGACCCAGUCUACAGAGUGGAUCCCCAUGGAGGUGGCGUGCAUACUUCGAAGUCCAAGAGCAAGAGAGCAAAGUGUUCCGUCCAUAAACAGAAGGUGGUAGUCAUGCUCUACAACAAAGUGUGUGAUAUUGUCAGCAACAUCUCAGAGCUCCUGGAGAUCCAGCUUCUAACUGACACCACAAUCCUCCAGGUGUCCACCCUGGGAAUUACACCUUUUUUUGUGGAGAAUGUCAGUAAACUGCAGUUAUGUGCCAUCACAGUAGUGACAGCAGUCUUCUCUCGUUAUGAGAAACACAGACAACUCAUUCUUGAAGAGAUCUUCACGUCCCUGGCUAGACUACCUUCUAGUAAACGCAGCCUCAGGAACUUCAGGCUAAACAGCAGUGAUUCAGAUGGAGAUCCCUUGUAUAUCCAGAUGGUCACAGCUCUGGUGCUUCAGCUCAUCCAGUGUGUGGUGCAGCUUCCCUCUGACAUGGAGGAUGAACAUAAUAAUAAGGUGGAUAAAGAUCUUCUUAUCACAAACUCUUAUGAAACUGCCAUGAGGACAGCUCAGAACUUCCUAUCAGUUUUUCUCAAAAAGUGUGGCAGUAAGCAGGGAGAGGAGGACUACAGGCCUCUCUUUGAGAACUUUGUUCAUGACUUGCUGUCUACAGUCAACAAGCCUGAAUGGCCUGCAGCUGAACUGCUUCUCAGUUUACUGGGCCGGCUGUUGGUGCACCAGUUCAGUAACAAGCAGACAGAAAUGGCACUCAGGGUGGCAUCGCUGGACUACCUCGGCACUGUUGCUUCUCGCCUGCGUAAAGAUGCUGUCACUAGCAAGAUGGACCAAAAGGGACUUGACCGCAUCCUCAAGGAGAUUCCAGGCAAUGAUGAGAUUCAGCGACUCCAGAGAGCCUUGCUAGACUACCUUGAUGAGAAUAUUGAGACAGAUCCAUCUUUAGUUUUUGCCAGGAAGUUUUACAUUGCCCAGUGGUUCAGGGACUUAACAAGUGAGGCAGAGAAAGCCAUGAAGUCUCAAAAUGAGAACAAUGUGGACUUAAAAGGUCGACGCCAUUCCAAAGGUGUUGACUCAAGUGGGGAGAUUAUGCAGAGAGCCGAGCCACGAAAGAAAUUCCUUCGCAAGGUUAUCAAAACUUCACCAUCUCAUUUCAGUUCUGUAAGGAUAAACUCGGACACAGUAGACUAUGAAGACUCCUGUCUCAUUGUCAGAUAUCUAGCCUCUAUGAGGCCGUUUGCACAGAGCUUUGAUAUUUAUUUAUCACAGAUUUUGAGAGUGCUGGGUGAGAGCGCUAUUGCAGUCAGAACUAAAGCCAUGAAGUGUCUGUCCGAAGUAGUGGCUGUGGAUCCAAGUAUUCUGGCACGGACGGAUAUGCAGCGUGGGGUUCAUUGUCGCCUUAUGGACAAUUCCACCAGUGUGCGAGAGGCAGCUGUGGAGCUUCUUGGCCGUUUUGUGCUAAGUCGACCUGAGCUUAUUGAGCAGUAUUAUGACAUGCUCAUAGAAAGGAUACUGGACACGGGUAUCAGUGUAAGGAAGAGGGUCAUUAAGAUCCUGAGGGAUAUUUGCCUGGAGCUGCCAGACUUCCACAAGAUCACUGAGAUGUGUGUCAAAAUGAUACGAAGGGUCAACGACGAAGAGGGGAUAAAGAAACUGGUGAAUGAGACAUUUCAGAAACUCUGGUUCACCCCUACACCCAGUCAUGACAAAGAUGCCAUGACCAGAAAGAUCCUGAACAUCACAGAUGUGGUGUCGGCGUGUAAAGAUUCAGGCUAUGACUGGUUUGAGCAGCUUCUCCAGAAUCUACUGAAGGCAGAAGAGCAAGCCUCGUACAAACCUACCAAAAAGGCUUGUGUUCAGUUGGUGGACAAGCUUGUGGAACACAUACUGAAAUAUGAGGAAUCUCUUGCAGACUGUGAGGAUAAAGGAGUCAACUCAGGUCGUUCGGUGGCAUGCAUCACCACACUUUACUUGUUUAGCAAAAUCAGAGCACAGUUAAUGGUCAAACAUGCCAUGACUAUGCAACCCUACUUGACCACCAAGUGCAAUACUCAGAAUGACUUCAUGGUGAUAUGCAAUGUGGCCAAGAUCCUUGAGCUGGUUGUGCCUUUGAUGGAGAACCCAAGUGAGACUUUCCUCACUACCAUAGAAGAAGACCUGAUGAAGCUGAUCUUCAAACAUGGCAUGACGGUUGUACAACACUGUGUGAGCUGUCUUGGUGCUAUUGUGAACAAGGUCACGCACAACUACAAGUUUGUCUGGGCUUGUUUCAACCGUUACUAUGGAGCUCUGGCAAAACUCAAGACACAACACCAAGAGGACCCCAGCAGCUCCACUCUGGUUACCAACAAACCUACUCUCCUGCGUUCACUGUUUACUGUUGGAGCUCUCUGUCGACACUUUGAUUUUGACCAAGAGGAGUUUAAGGGCGCAAACAAGAUUGUCAUUAAGGACAAAGUGUUGGAACUUUUACUGUACUUCACCACUCAUGAAGAUGACGAGGUCCAGCUCAAGGCCAUCAUAGGCCUAGGCUUCCAGUUCAUCAUGCACCCAGAGCUCAUGUUUGUGCAGGAUGUCAAGGUUCUGUACAACAGUAUCCUCUCGGAUGAGAACAGUUUGGUCACUUUGAAGAUCCAGGUGCUAAAAAACCUGCAGACAUACCUGCAGGAGGAGGACUCUCGAAUGCAGGAGGCUGAUCGGGAGUGGAAAAAGCAAGCCAAGCAAGAGGAUCUGAAGGAAAUGGGGGACAUCUCCUCAGGCAUGAGCAGCUCCAUAAUGCAGAUUUACCUGAAGCAGGUGCUGGAGUCCUUCUUCCACUCACAGUCUGCAGUUCGGCACUUUUCCCUUAGUGUCAUUACACUGACUCUGAGCCAGGGCCUCAUCCAUCCUGUACAGUGUGUGCCCUACUUGAUUGCCAUGGGAACAGACCCUGAGCCAACCAUGAAGAACAAGGCUGACCAACAGCUGGUGGAGAUAGACAAGAAAUAUUCAGGAUUCAUCCAUAUGAAAGCCGUUGCAGGGUUGAAGAUGUCUUAUCAGGUGCAACAGGCCAUAAAUGGUUCCAAAGACACAGUGAUUCGAGGUUUUCGUCACGACGACUCAGACUCAGCUCUGUGCUCUCACCUCUACACUAUGGUCCGUGGGAACCGGCAGCAUAGAAGGGCUUUCCUCAUUUCCCUGCUCAACCUGUUUGAUGACAGCUCCAGAACAGAGGUGAACAUGUUGCUGUUCGUAGCAGACAACUUGGCCUGUUUCCCCUAUCAGACCCAGGAAGAGCCUCUUUUCAUCAUGCACCAUAUAGAUAUUACUCUGUCUGUCUCUGGUAGCAACCUUCUCCAGUCUUUCAAGGAGUCUUUACGGAAAGAGCCUGUACAGCAGAAAAAGAAGAUGAAGAAGAAGAAGAAGAAGCAGCAACCUUGGAGGAAAAAAUACAGCUCUGAUGACGAUGAUGACGAUGAAGACAAGGAUGAUGAACAGAGCAGUAACAAAUCCAGCAGCGAUGAGGAUGAGGAGGUUGUCCACAGGCGAAAGAAAUCCUUGGCUUCUGAUUCUGACUCUGACAUGGAAGAUGAGGAUGCAGUAAUGGACCGUUUGCCUGAAAACCCCAACCCUCUGCUGGACUUUGCCAGUGCUUCGCAGGGUAUUCUGCUGCUGCUGGUGCUCAAGCAACACCUGAAGAAUCUAUAUGGCUUCUCAGACAGCAAAAUUCAGAAGUAUUCACCAACAGAAUCAGCCAAAGUGUACGACAAGGCAGUGAACAGGAAGUCUAAGGUGCACUUCAACCCUCGUCAAACACUGGACUACAUGAAGAAUGAUCUAGCCAAAAGAGAUCUCAGCUACGAGACCAAGAGGAAUAUUGUGAAACAGUAUUUGGAUUUUAAGGUACUGAUGGGGCACUUGGAUCGUGAUGAAGAGGACGAGGAGGCUGAAGCAAGUGCCAAUGCCAGAAACAAAGCCAUUACUUCAUUGUUGAGGGGUCCAAAACCCCAGAACCACAACCACAAUAAUCACACUGCUCCAGUAGAGACAGAUGAUGAGGAGAGUGAGGAUGAAGAUCCACCUGCAUGCAAACCAAGGAAAGGCAGGGAUUCCACAGAGGAUCCUGGUCACAUGAAUGAGACAGUGGAGGCCAUGGACGUUAUUGCCAUCUGCUGUCCCAAAUACAAAGACAGACCACAGAUUGCUAGGGUCAUCCAGAAGACCAGAACUGGCUACAGUAUACACUGGAUGACUGGGUCUUACUCUGGGCCCUGGGCUGAGGCAAGAAAACGGGAAGGUCGCAAAAAGGUGCCUUGGGUUGACAGUAUCAAGGAGUCAGACAUUAUAUACAAGAAAAUCUCCCUGACAAGUGGACACAAGCUUACAAACAAAGUGGCACAGACGUUACGAGCACUAUAUGCUGCCAAGGAGGGGACUAAGAGUUAAUAAGCUGAACCCUCACAGCCUAACUCUUUGUGGAUCUGAUAUGUUACAGAGCAAGGACAACACCCUUUUGUUGUGAACACUGAACUGUUUGAACACAGAUAUAUUUAAGUUCAACACAAGAAGGAAAUGUUUGGGAAAACAUUGUGUGGGAGUUCCUUCGCUGUUGUGCAGCAACUUGGUCGUUUGAUUUUUACUCCUGCUGUAUCAUAGUUUAACACAUGUUUAUAUCUGAACAAAAUUCUGUAAAAAUUGAAGUGAAUGUUGGAAAUUAGUGUAUUGAUGAUGUUCUUAAUAAAGUGUUUAUGGAGUUUAAACUAGCACCAGAUAGAUUUAUUCACUUCACAUGAGCUCCAGCAAUUUUUUCCCCCUAGUUUUAAACAUUUUAGUUUUUUGUCCACACUGUGUAAUGAAGUAUAUUUGAUAUCAUUUAUUUAUGUUAAAAGAAGUGCAGUAUAUGUGCCUAUGCAGGGGAAGUUAGAUUGUUUUUAAUAGAGGUUUUGAUGUUAUAGAACACAGAGCAAGAAAAUUGAGUCCCCAAUUCUCUUGGUGGAUUAAAUACCACAAU
Molecule: messenger RNA, 8963 nt
Organism: Monopterus albus (swamp eel)
Lineage: Eukaryota; Metazoa; Chordata; Actinopteri; Synbranchiformes; Synbranchidae
Product: nipped-B-like protein A
Exons: 47
Coding region: 413-8398 (2661 amino acids)
Biological process (GO): digestive tract development; embryonic viscerocranium morphogenesis; chromatin looping
Cellular component (GO): Scc2-Scc4 cohesin loading complex
Molecular function (GO): chromatin binding; cohesin loader activity
Source: RefSeq, a predicted model, not a curated record